CGUUGAAUUCAAGAUCUUUUCAACUUGUCAUUUUCAUCACACCUUUUAAGUUCAGUUCAGCUAUGUCUGGUGUGUCAAUGGCUGUGACUGGUGAUACAAAUGAAACAGAUAAAAGACAACAACAUGGAAGCAUGACAAUGAUGGGUUCAUUACGUGUAAUAGAGUUACAACUUGUAGCUUUUGUAUUGGUUUUCUCAGCAAGUGGUCUUGUCUCACUUUUUGAUCUACUCUUUCCUGUCUUUGUCUCUAUCUAUCUAUUAGCACUUUCACGUUUUGUUUUUCCAUCAUACACUCAUGGAGUGUCCCAAACUAUUUUCCAUGGAAGCAAGGCUUUUCGAGUCUCUGUUAUUGUUGGAACAAUAUUGGGUUUGUUCUUGCCUCUGGCUUAUGUUUUGGGUGGAUUUGGUAGAGGAGAUAAACAUGCUGUGAGAUCUGCAAGUCCACACUUGUUUUUGAUAUCUUUUCAAAUACUCACUGAAAAUAUAAUAAGUGGGUUGUCAAUGUUUUCACCUCCUGUGAGAGCAUUGGGGCCUUUGAUGUAUACAGUGAGGAGGAUCUUUGUGGAUAUUAAUUGGAUACAUGAUGUCUGGCUCAACAUCAUUUUGCCACCAAAUGCACACAUAAAGGACAAGGCAUGGUACUGGUUUGGGAGGGUUCUGGCUGUAGCUAAUCUGGUUUAUUUCUCCAUCAAUCUCUUUGGAUUCUUGAUUCCAAGGUUCCUUCCAAGGGCUUUCAAGAGGUAUUUUCAAGAAAGGGAAGAGAUUUAUGCUAAGGCUGCUGAGGACAAACCACAUGUGCCAAAGAGGAAGACAAUAAAUUUAUGUCUUUAAUUUGCUCAACAUAUCUUGCUGUGUUCCCUUGAAAACUAAGAUGUGUUUAUGGUAGCAUAAAAGACAAAUAGAUAGCACUUUUAUGUUAGUAGUGAAGCUUUAAGAGAGAUGCAUAUGUUAAUAUUGUUAGUUGUGAUAUUAAUGACAAUUUUAUUUUGUUUUGGAUGCAA
Vicia villosa (hairy vetch) is the source of this 1000-nucleotide messenger RNA. RefSeq lists its product as uncharacterized. The record is from RefSeq and is a predicted model, not a curated record. NCBI's taxonomy places the organism in Eukaryota, Viridiplantae, Streptophyta, Magnoliopsida, Fabales, Fabaceae. Bases 63 to 830 code for a protein of 255 amino acids. The transcript has 2 exons.